Messenger RNA from Rhipicephalus microplus (southern cattle tick), 936 nucleotides. RefSeq lists its product as uncharacterized. The record is from RefSeq and is a predicted model, not a curated record. Lineage: Eukaryota; Metazoa; Arthropoda; Arachnida; Ixodida; Ixodidae.
AUGCAGAUUGAUACGGGAGCAGCUGUGACACUAAUUCCUGAGAGUGUGAGGCUGAACGCAUUUUCUCAUGUCAAGUGCGAGCCAUCUCGAGUCACCCUAAAAACGUACACUGGGGAACCUGUUCCAGUAAAAGGGCAAUGCAACGUUUCCGUUACGGUGGGAAAACAGUCUUUGCGGCUACCCGCUAUUAUCGUCAAGGAUAACGGCAAGCAGCUACCAUUGCUGAUGGGGCGAAGUUGGCUUGAAGGGCUCGGGCUUGACUGGAAAAGCGUGUUUGCUAUAAAUGUAAGCGACUCUCGCAAGGUAGAGGCGGUUAAAAAGAAGUUCCCAGGGGUGUUUUCUAAGCAACCUGGAAAAGUAAAAAACUAUCAAGCAAGGAUAGUUUUAAGCCAGAAUUGUACGGCUAUUUUUGGCAAGGCCAGAAACGUCCCAUUUGCGCUUCGAGAUAAAGUGGAAGGCGAGCUAGAAAGGCUAGAGAAAAGCGGUGUUAUACGCCCCGUAAAUCGGAGCGAUUGGGCCACGCCAGUAGUCGUAAUCCAAAAGAAAGAUGGUUCACUGAGGCUGUGCGGGGACUACAAAGCGGUGCGAUUUACGCAUUCGGACCACAUCAGAGCCCGCCACGGAAGCCAGGAUUCUUCAAGUUAUCCGCAGGCACAACCUGCUCCAACGGCAUCCGUAGACACGACUCCACCGACGGUUCCGAUGGCGUGUGGGCCAGUCGCCGGGUCGCCUCUCGUAAAUCCACACGCAACCGACUCUGCGACGUCUCUCCUUCCGGCAACUGCAUCGCCCACGGCCGGAGCAGCUGCCUCCGGCUCGCCGGACCAGCCCAGUGCCGACGACGCGCCACCUGCAGCCGAACUUCCAACUCGGCGUCGUAGUGCACGUGUACGACAUGCCCCGAACAGAUACCAGUCCAGUGACUUUCGGAAGUAA